GGGUGUGGUGAUUAGCCUGCUUGGUGAAAAUUUCAGUCAAAUCCGAUCCGAGCGGCUGCUCCCUUCUGACCCCUAAAAGCGGAUUAUAUCGUGUGGAAAUUAACGCGGUUCCUCUCCCCCCAUCUGAGGCAAUGGUUGUCGUGUGAAAACAUAUUAGUGCUACACAGACUGGAGGAACCGGACCGAACCAGAACGCCUCUUUUUCAGGUGUCAGCUGGCAAAGUGUUUGUAUGUGUGAGUGAGUGAGUGAGGGUGUGUGUGUGUAUGUGUGCAAGCACGCACGUGUAUUUCCUUAACUUAGCCAGUGUUUAGAGAGGAGUGCGUCCUGAACGCAUCUAACGGGGACAAUGAGCGAGCUGGAACAGUUGCGGCAGGAAGCAGAGCAACUACGCAAUCAGAUCCGGGAUGCCAGGAAAGCCUGCAGUGAUUCCACUCUGUCGCAGAUCACAGCUGGUCUGGACUCAGUGGGCCGGAUACAGAUGCGGACGCGACGUACUCUCAGGGGACACCUGGCUAAGAUCUAUGCAAUGCACUGGGGGAGUGACUCAAGGUUACUGGUCAGCGCCUCGCAGGAUGGAAAACUGAUCAUCUGGGACAGCUACACGACAAACAAGAUGCAUGCUAUCCCGCUGCGCUCUUCAUGGGUGAUGACGUGCGCCUACGCCCCCUCUGGGAACUACGUGGCCUGUGGAGGUCUGGACAACAUCUGCUCGAUAUACAGCCUGAAGACCCGAGAGGGCAACGUCCGGGUCACUCGAGAGCUACCUGGACACACGGGUUAUUUGUCAUGCUGCCGCUUCUUGGAUGACAACCAGAUACUAACCAGCUCUGGCGACACCACCUGUGCAUUGUGGGACAUAGAGACGGGCCAGCAAGCCACCUCCUUCAGCGGCCACACUGGUGACGUUAUGAGCCUGUCCCUUAGCCCAGAUUACAAGACUUUUGUGUCAGGAGCUUGUGAUGCCACCUCCAAGCUGUGGGACAUCCGUGACGGCAUGUGCAGGCAGUCGUUCACCGGCCACGUGUCUGACAUCAACGCCGUCUGUUUUUUCCCCAAUGGAAAUGCGUUUGGCACAGGCUCGGACGACGCCACCUGCAGGCUGUUUGACCUGCGUGCCGACCAGGAGCUGAUGAUGUACAGCCACGACAACAUUAUCUGCGGCAUCACCUCUGUGGCUUUCUCCAAGAGUGGCCGCUUGCUUUUAGCCGGCUACGAUGACUUCAACUGCAAUGUGUGGGACACUCUAAAAGGCGACCGAGCAGGCGUCCUUGCAGGCCACGACAACAGAGUGAGCUGCUUAGGAGUGACAAACGACGGCAUGGCUGUGGCCACCGGCUCCUGGGACAGUUUCCUCCGGAUCUGGAAUUAAACCAAAUGUCCGGCCUGAUGUCCUCAAUCACUGCCUGCCACCUUGGUUCUGCAGCCCCCACGCGACUCAUCUGCUGGGCUGGACCCGAGGGAAUGCAUUUUGAAAGCCCUUUUCAUCCCUCCCAGCGGAAGACUCUCAAAAAAAUUUUAUUUUUCCCCCAUCCGGCUCUAGAACAACAAAAACCUUUAUGAAAAGUCCAAUCUAAACCAAGAAAUCAUCAAAAAAUAUUGAAUAUAACUUAUUUUCUUCCUCUAAAGGGCAUUAAAGUGCAUCAACAGUCAUGGUUACAAAAAAAAUGAUCAUCAAUGUGUAAUAUGUAAAUGUAUAUAUAAAGGCAGUAUAUAUGUAUAGCAUUAUGUGUGUAUAUAUGCAUCAUAUAUGCAUAUAUAAUGUGUGUAUGUAUAUAUUUUUGUAGUUAUUUUUCUUGCUUUUUAUUUUAUUUGGUUUACUAUAGAUAUAGAAUACCAGAAAUAUCAGUAACCUUUAAAAAAAAAAUCAGCAAGGCUAAUCAAUCAGUUUCGAGACAAAAUGUAACUUCUUUUAAGAUUUUAUUUUUUAUUUUUUUGGGGCUUUAAACAUUCAUUAAUUUUGAACGGAUCCUAAGGCUGUGAUGCCUGGAGGAGCUUCAUCCCAAUAAUUACUUUGUUUUUAUAUAUAUAUAUAAAUGUUUUUUGUCUGGAUCAAGCUUAAACUCCAAAGUAGCAACUGUUCAAGUUUAGGCAUUUGGAUUGGUGGGUUCAAAUCGACUGCUGAACAUUGGACCACCAUUCCAUGGAAAUCCACUGCAGAGUGACUGGUUAAGAGUGGUUGUAAUAAUCCAAUCCCCCCUGCGGUCUGCAGAAGGAUUCAUCUUUGCUUCGACAUUGGGAUGACCGUUGGAUAUGAGGUGAAACGAUGACAAGAAUUCAAGCCCUAACUAGUUUCUCCCUGCAAUCCUGACAAAAUGGGAUUUACAAGAGCUUCCUGUUGGGACUGAAAAAGACUGCGGCAGUCUGCAGGAACCUGAGAAAAACAGGAAAAAUGAUGUCAGAGCUUGCCAUGUUGAUUUGUUUUUUUUUUUCCUCCUGAAUGAAGGAUUGAACUCCUUUUAAACAUCAACAAGGUGUGAGCAAAAACAGAGAAGAUGUGUGCCAAUUUAAAUCACACCAGUGCCAUAGCAAGCCUGCUACAAAAAAGGACACAAACAUGUCUUUUUUUUUUUCUAAGAUUGACACUUAAAAGCAUUUUUGUUUCUCACCAAAAAAAGCAUCAUAAACUUUUAAUCUAACUAGUUAGGAACAAACACGUAAUAGACAGCUAGAGGCGCACUCACAAACCGUAGUACCAACGUGAGCCAUGGUGCACAUGUAAACGUGAUAUGAGGUUUCUCGUCGUCAAUCCUGCAUUUAAAAAGCUUAGAUUGUGUGUGAGUUGGACCUACCCAUCAGCUGUUUCAGGUGCCUGAAUAUAAAUGAAUAUAAAGCCGUGGGCUGGAUAGAAGAGGGGUUGUGCUUAAGGGAGAUCAGGCAAUGCUCUCUAUUAUGCCUUAGGAUACCAUUCAUAAUAAGAGUGUAAAAUUAGCAUCAAUAAUAGAAAUACUUUCCUUUUUUGUUUCUAUAAUCUCACAUUGUUCCUGCACAGUCUAGAAUUUAGUAUAAUUGUGUUCCAAGCCUAGAUACAUUUUGAAAAAAACAAAUCGUUUCUCUGAACAGCUUUUCCAGCUCCAUUAUGAGAAAUUUUGGGUUUUAAGUAGAAGACUGAAAUCAAAGUUUGUGUUCACCCAUAUAUCUUACAGUUUGAUCAUCCAAACAUUAAUCCAUCCUCUAAUCAGUUCAUCCAUUCAUGAAACCUGUCCCUCUGCCAGUCUGUCCAACCAUCCUUUCAUCCAUUAUGCUUCUGUCAGUGCAGCCCUCCAUCCACCAACCUGUCCAUUUGACCUGCUCUUGAUCCAUGCCAACAUUAGCCCAUCCAACUGCCAAUUCAUCUACCCGUCAAUCCACUUAUCCUUCAUCCAAUAGACCCAUCAAUCUUUCAAUCAUCCAUCCAUUUAUGAGUGCAUCCAUCUGCUAAUAUAGCUGUCUACUAGAUGAGCCAUUUGUAUCCACUCAUUUGUCAAUCUGUCCAUUCAUCCAUCCGGAUCUCUAGCCAUACUUUAGCUGCAUCCACCCACCUAUUCAUUUCAGCCAUCCAUCAGUUUAUCAACCCUUUCAGUAGUCUGUCAGCCCAUACAUAGAACCAUCUUUUUAUCCAUUUAUUUGUCCAUUUAGGUACCCAGGUAUCCAUCAAUUAGUUUUUCAGUCAUCAGACGGUUUUACUAUCUCGUCUCUUAUCUAGUUACAAUAAGUACAGCCUGACCUCUACGGAAAUAUCUCAGUUUUUAGUGAUUGUUUGUAUAUAUAUAUACUUGAACCAUGGCUCAAACAAAAACUGUGAAAUCUAGAAACAUGGAGUCUGGGAACCCUGUGAGCGAGAAAGUUCUUGUUUUCCAACCGAAGCGCAAACAGAUACUAGUGAACACUAAGACACAUGCUAAAAGGAAAACCAUGUGCAGCUCCUCAGUGCUUCUUAAACCCUUUUUUUUAGUAUAUAAAUCUGCUUUUAACUAAUACAGUAAAGUUUGUAUUACCUAACAAGGUUUGAUCAGCUGCCGAUUAUUCCCUAACAUCCCUCUCUAUGGUCGAUAUAUUUUUAUUUUAACGGUUUUGUGUAAUUUUACUCUUCAAGUAACCCAUCCUGAGGGAAUGCUUAUGAGCCGCAGGGAAAGCUUGUAACCGUACAAGAUUUGGAGAUCUGCAGGAUGUGAAAUGUGGAGUGUUUGAGUGUUGAGGGCUUGUGUAGAGGAAGGUAGAGGGAUGGGGAGAAUUUGAUGAUGUACAAGUGUUACUUCCUCAUUCAUCUGUGCCAAUGUGCUCCACAGACCCUGAGCUGUGAACCGAAUACUAGUCUGUAAAAUUAAAAAGACAAAAAAAAAAAAAUACUUUGGCUAGUGUUACUCAAGUGCCAACCUUCUGCCACUUUCAACCCAAUCUGUUGUCCGAUCCAACAGGUUGGCUGCUUCUUUUUCACAAUCAGUCUUCGUAGCCACCAGGGUCAUUUUCGCUAACAAGUCUGAAUAUGUUCAUAUAUUGAAUCAAGAGAACUAAAUGGUAUGGAAUCAAAGAGACAGGAAAUCAUUUGGGGGUACUUACUUUCCAAAUUCAACAAGAUGCUUGAAGAAACAUUCACCCGAGUUUAGGACAGGAAACCAUUGUGUUGGGUCUAAUUUUCUUUUACAAGCAUUCAUAUAUUGUUUUCCCACCACUAUAAAAUGUAACCUGCUGCGACCUUUUUGAAUCUAAAUGUUUUUGGGGGUUUUUAAGUGAAGACUGUAAUGCAGUAGGAAUUUUUAUGUCCUUUAAAAUCUCAGGCUGAAUAUGACCACAGUGAGCCAAGCGUACAUGUGCAGGAUUAAUAUUUUAAACUCCUUUGUGGGAAAUGACAAACUCAACUAAGUAGUGGAUCAUUUUUGUCUCAAGCUAUUCAGAGCCAUCUGCUCAGUAUUUCAACAAGUACUCUGCGAUACUGCUGUGAUUAGGAUAGAUCAGUCAAAUGCAGCUGGAUCAAUUCCUGGGCCGCCAUUAAGGACAAUAGUUCAAAAAAGUGGUUCCACCCCCAGCUGUUUUGAUAAUUAAGUAACAAAAUCAUCAUCUGCUGCACACUGCCAGUCAGCUGGCUGAAAAAGUGCUACUAGACCUAGAGAUAUUAAGAUAUGUAAAGGAUUAUAAUGACCAGUCUCUUCCUCUUAUCAGUGAAGCACUGUUUUAAAACCCACUGUUAUUUCACUAGUAGUUUGUCUGUAAAGCAGACAAUUGCAGGCUAGUUAGUAGAUAGUCUAACGGAAUAACCCGCUUGUUAUGCUCUCCAAAGAUCAGAAGGAAAAGGGGGAUAAUAUUCUGCACAAUAAGCGCUAUAUUGAGAGAGUGCUUAUUUUAAAUAGCCAAAUCACUUUAAACAUGUUUUAUUUCAGUUUAUUUCAGAGUAAAAAAUGUAAAAUCCUUAUUCAAAGUUAUUUCACUGUACUUUUAUAUUGGCUCAUGCAUAAAAAAUAAGUACUUAGUUUGUGUUUUUCACCUACCACUGGGGUCUGUUUCUAAUCGUCUGCCUCAAACUGUCACUCAUUGUCGUUGAUCUGUACGUGUCUAGUGAAAACGGACAGAAACCUGGUUCUUGUCUGAUUCAUCAGUCACUUGGUAUUAUAUUUAGCUUUAUUCAUAACUAAAAAAACUAAAUUUAAACGUAAAGCCUACAAGCCUGCCAAGAUUAUUGUAAAAAAAAAUAUUUGUGCCGAUAAAUGUUAUGUAGGUUGUGCCAAAAAAAUGUAACUUGUUCUUCCUUAAUUCCUGCUGCACUACCUCCAACCUCUUCAUGACAUUUUUUGUAGCUUUUUGGUUAAUUUUAUUGACAGAGUCAUCAGAAAUUGCAAUGCAAACGUUCCUUGCAUAAUUUCUAACAGCCUUAGAUUAUUUCCUGUUCUCGUUGGGAAGUAGCUUUGUAUUAUGUGUUUGCCGUUGGAUGUUUCUUCUCAUCUUCCCUAAAUGUUAAGCUGCUCCUUUUAUCUCACGGUUUUACUGUUUCCAUAUUCCGUAAAGAGUCUAUGUGAACCCCAUCCCUAAAUAAAACAAAAACGCCAUGGCCCUUAAAUGCUGAGUAAGUGUCCAUAUGAAAUAUUAGUUUAGCAAUCACUUUCGCUGUAUGUUUUAGCGUUGUUAGCAGCUGGAGCCUGGAAUAGAAACACUCCCAUGUGCCUGUGCUGGUCACUCAUGCAGGUCAAACAGAAAAACUGUAGAACCAACAACGGUGCUUGACUUCAAUUAACUUUUCAUCAUUGUUGCUUCCCCGGAUGUUUUUGGUUUGUUUGUUCCCCAACCUCAGCUUUAUGACUGAUAAUCAGGUAGCCUUGUAUUACAAACCUUUCACAUGUUCGGUCUCAAUGCUGAGAAUGUAACUUUCUCAUUAGUCUAACAGGUUGUUCUGUUGUUCAUGUCACUGCUGCAUGAGUUCAGUCUGUAAUCAAGCUGCAGUUUACUUUGAUUAU
Cyprinodon variegatus (sheepshead minnow) is the source of this 6423-nucleotide messenger RNA. It is a transcript of the gene gnb4, whose product is annotated as guanine nucleotide binding protein (G protein), beta polypeptide 4. Gene Ontology annotation, biological process: G protein-coupled receptor signaling pathway. Gene Ontology annotation, molecular function: signaling receptor complex adaptor activity; protein binding. The transcript is spliced from 10 exons. NCBI's taxonomy places the organism in Eukaryota, Metazoa, Chordata, Actinopteri, Cyprinodontiformes, Cyprinodontidae. The record is from RefSeq and is a predicted model, not a curated record. The coding region runs from base 348 to 1370 and encodes 340 amino acids. Gene Ontology annotation, cellular component: heterotrimeric G-protein complex; cytoplasm.